UCACUGUGCAGCGUGGCGGUGUUGUCAAAAAUAAAGAUGGCGACGGUACCAGCUGUAGAGUCUUUUCGGCAUUCUGUCCGUGACAUGGAUCAGGAUCCGGACUGUUUCGGUGAUGGUUCUGGGACCCAGCUGGACUACGGACUGGGUUUUUUGGAGCAAGAGUUUGGCAGCGAACUGAUGUCUUUAGAAGCCGUUAGUGAGCUGCUGGAGAAAAUGAAAACAGAGACAGCGUUGGUGGAGGAGCAGGUUCUGAGUGUGUGCAGUUCUGUUCCUCCCAAAAUCUCAGCAUCCCUGUCAGCUGCAGAGGAGGUCCGGUGUUCCUUGGAGGACGUGCUGCAGAGAGAACAAUCUGUCUCCAGUCAGCUGCAGCAGCACCUGCAGGGCACCCGGCAGUUGAUGGAUGACCUAGGGCAGACAUUUAACCAUGUAGACUCUAUGGAGAAAAGCAUGAAGUAUCUAAAGUGCCUUCACUACAUAGGAGAGCUCAGUGCUUCAGUCCAGCAGUUUCUGAUGACCAACGGUGUCUGGGAAGCUAUAAAAGCUGUAGAGAGCAUGGCGGCUCUGGACUCUGGCCUCAACCAGUCAGGAUGUUCCCACCUUGUGGAGUUUCUCAGGAAAACGCUUUGUUUCUGGCACAAUAUCAUCAAAGAACAGCUGUCCAGUGAUUUUGAAAACGCAUUGACUCAACUACACUGGCCAAUUGUCUCAACAACAUCUCAGUCUGCGACACCUCCUGCAGGUCAGGAGGUCAGCAGCCAUGUGGAGGAGCUGGUGACUCAGCUGCUGGCCCUGCAGACCUCAGAUGACCUCAUAUCUCAGAGAGCCUCAGCUUCUGGUCAAGGUCAGCCUUCACCUCCACUUCAAGCUCCUCCCCUUUGUCUGCCCAUUCAAAUCAUGCUUCAGCCGCUCAAGAAGAGGUUCCGAUACCAUUUCUGUGGAAAUCGACAGACUAACUCCCUAAGCAAGCCAGAGUGGUACCUAACGCAAGUUCUGAUAUGGAUGAGAAACAGCUCACCCUUCUUGAUGGAAAAGAUUCAGCCUGCCUUGGACCAGGCUGGUGUGGCCAUCAGUGCACAGGUGGAGCUGUGUCGUGGGUUGAUGUCUUUAGUCCAGGAGAAGGUAGCCAGUGAUGCUUCUCGGAUGCUUUACGAUGAUGUUCUCUUCUGUCACCUGGUGGAGGAGGUGCUGCAGUUUGAGAAGGAGCUACGGAGUAAUUAUUCAUAUCCAGCAGUGCUGCCGGGUCUUUUUCACAUUCUGCUUGAGGAUGCGGUCCUUCAGAAGUGGCUUUCCAUGGAAAAGAAGAUGGCAGUGGAGAAGAUGGAUGCCAUGUUGUCUGCUGAGGGAGCGUGGACGUCUCAGUAUAAAGAUAUCAGUGACAUGGAUGAACUGAACGCUCCAGAAUGUGCAGAGACAUUCAUGACUUUACUGCAGGUCAUCACAGAGCGGUACCAGGCUUUGCCCAGCCCUGCAGCACAGCUGAAGUUCCUGGAGCUGCAGAAGGAGCUGGUUGAUGACUUCAGAAUUCGACUGACACAGGUGAUGAAAGAAGAGUCUCGCUUCCCUCUGGGUGCCCGCUAUUGUGCCAUCCUUAAUGCUGUUAACUACAUCUCCACCAUCCUGAGAGACUGGGGAGACAACGUGUUUUUCUUACAGCUGCAGCAGGCCGUCGUUUCUCUUGGUGAGCAGGAGGUUCUGGGGGGGCUUGGAAUUAUGGAGAUGGGUCGCCUGGCUUCUCUGGAGGGAUCGCUCUUUGAUGGUUUGCUGUCUCUGCUGGAUCGAUUAAAGGGAGAGAUGUUGGGAAGACUGCUGGAUUUCCUUAUGAGAGACAUUGUAGAAAAGGCCAGACCCUACUGUCAGGAGAGGUGGCUUUCUGUUCCAUCUCAGCAGGACCAGUCCACCAUGUCUCUGUCCAGCUCAGCAUGUCCCAUGAUGCUGUGUGUGAGGGACAGAUUGUCGGGCCUCCAUCAGUCCUUGAGUUGUCCUCUUUUCCAGCUUGCUUGGCAGGGUCUGGCAGAUCGACUGGACAAGUUUCUGUACCGAGAUGUGAUCUUGUCGAACCACUUCAGUGACGGUGGAGCAGCUCAGCUUCAGUUUGACAUGAGCAGAAACUUGUUUCCUCUGUUUGGUCACCACUGCAGAAGACCAGAGAACUUCUUUAAACAUGUGAAGGAGGCUUGCAUCAUCUUGUGUCUAAGCGUGGGUUCUGCAGUUCUAUUGAAGUCUGUCCUGAAACAGUCAGACCAGGAUAACAAAGACUGGGAAGGUCCUAAGGAUUCUCCACCAGAGUCCACCCUGAAUGAGUUGGGAGUUUACUGUUUGUCACCAUGUGACGUGCUUAUUCUCCUCAACCUCAGAGCCUCUCUACCAGAAAUCUAAUAACUGCUCUGUAGCAGCAUUACAUUUUAGUAGUGUGUGACUGUCUUCAUGUGUCCUGACAUGUUCCUCGUGUAGCUGAUGGUUUUACAGUCAGAACAUGAAUAAAAUCCUAUUACUCUAA
This is a messenger RNA of Nothobranchius furzeri (turquoise killifish), 2497 nucleotides long. It is a transcript of the gene rint1, whose product is annotated as RAD50 interactor 1. Gene Ontology annotation, cellular component: Dsl1/NZR complex. NCBI's taxonomy places the organism in Eukaryota, Metazoa, Chordata, Actinopteri, Cyprinodontiformes, Nothobranchiidae. The record is from RefSeq and is a predicted model, not a curated record. Gene Ontology annotation, biological process: retrograde vesicle-mediated transport, Golgi to endoplasmic reticulum; endoplasmic reticulum to Golgi vesicle-mediated transport; regulation of ER to Golgi vesicle-mediated transport.